AUGGAGGUAAGGACAGUGAAAAUUAACAAUGUCUCCCUCAGCGCAACGGACCAUGAUCUAAGAGAAUUCUUUUCCUUUUCCGGAGAAAUUGAGUAUGUGGAAGUACAUAGUCACAGUGAGAUGUCUCAGGUUGCAUAUGUUACCUUUAAAGAUGCCAGCGGAGCAGACACAUCGAUCCUCCUUUCGGGAGCGACUAUAGUUGAUCAACCUGUUACCAUAGAAUUAGCUGCAGAAUACAAGCUGCCAGCUGCUGUGGCAUCAACACUUCCAGCUGCAUCAGUAAAUGUAAAUGCUGGUCAAGCCAAUUCUGCUGCUCGAAAGGCAGAGGAUGUUGUGAGCAGCAUGUUAGCAAAAGGGUUUAUCUUGGGAAAAGAUACUAUUGGCAAGGCAAAAGCCUUUGAUGAGAAGCACAAAAUAUAUUCCACUGCUACGGCCACAGUUGCUACAUUGGACCAAAAGAUUGGUUUUACAGAGAAACUUAGUGCCAGCACAACCAUGGUAAAUGAUAAAUUGAAGCAAAUGGAUGAAAGGUUUCAGGUUUCUGAGAAGACAAAGUCUGCAUACUCAGCUGCAGGGCAAACAGUCAGUACUGCAGGAUCUGCACUCAUGAGCAACCGUUACAUAUUAACUGGGAGUGCAUGGGCCGCCGGUGCUUAUACUAGAGCUGCCCAGACAGCAAGUGAAGUGAGCCAAAAGACAAAGGAAAAGGUUUUAGCUGAGGAAGAUAAAAACGGCAAUAAAGCUGGAAGCAAUCAAGCGGAAGGCAGUAAAGCAGAAGGCACUCAAGGCGGUAAAGCAGAGGGCAUUCAAGCUGAAGGCAUCAAAGCAGAAGUCAGUCAAUCGGAAGGCAAUGACGCAGCAGCUGGCAGUCAAGCCCCAGGCAAUAAAACGGAAGGCAUUAAAGAAGAAGACGUCAAGGUGGAAAGCAAUAAAGUAGAAGUCCGUUCUUAGACUCAUCGAGUCUCCA
Argentina anserina (silverweed cinquefoil) is the source of this 967-nucleotide messenger RNA. Its product is annotated as binding partner of ACD11 1. The transcript is spliced from 5 exons. Bases 1 to 951 code for a protein of 316 amino acids. The record is from RefSeq and is a predicted model, not a curated record. Lineage: Eukaryota; Viridiplantae; Streptophyta; Magnoliopsida; Rosales; Rosaceae. Gene Ontology annotation, molecular function: RNA binding.